AUCAGGCCAGAGAAAUGGCACCGAGAGGGCGUGAGUUUGAAGUCAGGAACGUGCCCUCCUCGGAAAUGUCAAGUGCCAACCGGAUGGCUGAGGGUGAUCAUCAUGAGGAGGAUGCGGACGAGAAGCUGAUGAUCGAGAAGGUGUUCACGGACACCCCCAUCCCGAACUGGAGGCAGCAGCUGACGUUCCGGGCCAUGGUGACGGGGUUCCUGCUGAGUCUGGUGUUCAACUUCAUAGUCUGCAAGCUCAACCUCACCACGGGAGUGAUCCCGUCGCUCAAUGUGGCUGCUGGCCUCCUCGGGUUCGCGAUGGUGAAGGCUUGGACUACUCUCCUCGACAACUUUGGCCUCCUCAAGCAGCCCUUCACUCGCCAGGAGAACACUGUGAUCCAGACUUGUGUCGUCGCAUCUUCUGGGAUUGCCUUCAGCAGUGGGACUGCAACAUAUUUGUUGGGAAUGAGCUCGAGCAUAGCCGCACAGGCUGAAGGAGGGAAUACACCAGAAAACAUUAAAAAGCUCCAUCUAGGUUGGGUUAUCGGGUUCCUGUUUGUGGUCAGCUUCGUCGGGUUGUUUUCGAUUGUCCCCCUCAGGAAGAUGAUGGUGUUGAAGUAUAAACUCACGUAUCCGAGCGGGACUGCGACGGCGUUUCUCAUCAAUAGCUUCCACACUCCUAAAGGGGCCAAGCUGGCCAAGCAGCAGGUGAGCAUGCUGUUCAAGAGCUUCUUCGGCAGCUUCCUCUGGGCCUUCUUCCAGUGGUUCUACGUAUCAUCGGAUGGUUGCGGCUUCAGCAGUUUCCCAACCUUCGGCCUGAAAGCCUUCCGGCAAAAGUUCUACUUUGAUUUCUCAGCAACAUAUGUUGGGGUGGGAAUGAUCUGUCCAUAUAUGGUGAACAUAUCACUCCUCAUCGGAGGCGUGAUCUCUUGGGGCAUCAUGUGGCCACUCAUCGAGAAGCAGAAAGGCAACUGGUACAGAGCUGAACUCUCUGCGAGCAGCCUCCACGGUAUCCAGGGAUAUCGGGUUUUUCUAGCCAUUGCCAUGAUGCUCGGGGACGGUCUCUACCACGUCAUCGUCAUGCUCUUCAAGACCUCAACCAGCCUCAUCAAGAAAGCCUCCAAGUCCAAGGAAGCAUCCACCACGGGCGGCCCCACUGUCAGCUAUGAUGAUGAACGCAGGACACACUACUUCCUCAAGGACGCGAUCCCCAUUUGGGCUGCAGUAGUUGGGUAUGUAGCCCUCGCAGUUAUCUCCAUCUGCAUCAUCCCGAACUUGAUCUUCCACCAAUUGAAGUGGUAUCACCUACUGGUUGCCUAUGCAAUUGCACCGGUCCUGGCCUUCUGCAAUGCUUACGGAUGUGGCCUCACUGACUGGUCCUUGGCUUCCAACUACGGGAAAUUCGCCAUCAUCAUCUUCAGUGCCUGGGUUGGGCUCAAGGACGGCGGGGUCGUUGCCGGGCUUGCAGCUUGCGGGGUCAUGAUGAGCAUUGUUUCCACAGCCUCGGACCUGAUGCAGGACUUCAAGACGGGCUACCUGACCCUCUCGUCACCUCGGUCCAUGUUCUUCAGCCAGGUGAUCGGGACCGCGAUGGGCUGCAUCAUGAGCCCACUGGUCUUCUGGUUCUUCUACAGAGCCUAUCCGAUUGGAGACCCUGACGGGUCUUACCCAGCCCCAUACGCCCUCGUGUACCGAGGGAUCGCUCUUCUUGGAGUGGAGGGCGUGUCCUCCCUCCCAAAGAACUGCCUCGCCCUCGCCAUCACCUGCUUUGUGGUAGCAAUAGUGAUGAACCUGCUCCGGGACCUGCUCCAGCACUUCGAGACCAACUACGGGUUCUACAGGUACAUUCCUAGCCCAAUGUGCAUGGCGAUCCCAUUCUACCUCGGGAGCUACUUUGCGAUUGAUAUGUGCAUCGGGAGCCUGAUCCUUUACUUAUGGGAGAGGAGCAACAAGCAAAAGGCCAAGGACUUUGGGCCUGCAGUAGCAUCGGGACUCAUAUGCGGCGACUCAUUGUGGGGCAUCCCGGCGGCGAUUCUCUCCCUCGCCGGAGUUAACGCUCCAAUCUGCAUGAAGUUCCUCUCCGCCUCUGCUAAUGCGAGAGUUGAUAAGUUCUUAGAAGGAUAGGUGAUAUUAAUUAAUUCAUCAAGUUCAUGUGCAUAAUUCUUGGGAUCUAUAUAUGGUUUUUUAGUGCCUGGGUUAUUCAUAUAGGGGUAUAGUUGGUCGAGUCCAUAUGUCUAGUAUUUCAACUUCUGUAAAUUUGCUUUCUUCUAUUUUGGUUCAUGUAAAUUAUUUCGUUAUGAUUAAUUAGAAUUCAUAUUUUAUUAAUUAAAA
Molecule: messenger RNA, 2321 nt
Organism: Punica granatum (pomegranate)
Lineage: Eukaryota; Viridiplantae; Streptophyta; Magnoliopsida; Myrtales; Lythraceae
Source: RefSeq, a predicted model, not a curated record